AUGGACAAGCUGUUAGCUGGAAUUCCUGGGACACAGUGCCUGUUAGAUGACAUGCUGGUGAUGGGUAAAUCAGAAGAGGAACAUAAACAGAAUGUAGAGGCAGCUUUUCUUCUAGAGAGUAAACAACAAUGGCACUGGACAGUAGAAUGUGCUUCAGCUUUCCAUAAGUCAAAAGAACUAGUUCUUAGUUCACGUCUUUUAGUACACUACGACUUGGAAGCACCAGUUUCCAUUGCUUGUGAUGCAUCACCUUACGGACUGGGAGCAGUCCUGUCUCAUUCCAUGGCUGAUGGGACAGACAGGCCAGUGGCUUUUGCCUCCAGAUCGCUCAAGCUGCAGAAAAAAAACUAUUCUCAAAUAGAUAAAGAGGCUCUGGCAAUAGGUUGGCCACUAAAGACUCCAAUACAUCUCAAGUCAUUCCAAACAAGGGCUCAGGAGUUAUCAAUUCGAGAUGGCUGCUUAAUCUGGGGAGAAAGGGUGGUUAUUCCUUUUGUGUUACAACAACAGAUUCUUGAAAUUUUACAUGCAGGUCAUCCUGGCAUAGUCUGCUUGAAGCACAAGGUAAGAGGUCAUGUAUGGUGGACAACCAUUGAUGAGGAUAUUGCCCGUUAUGUUUCAAGUUGCACUGGUUGUGCACAAGCACAACAUGACUUGCCACAAGGUGCCGUACAACCUUGGACCUGGCCUCUAUAAUCAUGGCAGAGUAUUCACAGCUUUGCUGGACCAGUGGAAAAUAAAAUGUAUCUGAUUGUGGUAGAUGCACAUUCUAAAUGGCCUGAAGUUCUAUUCAUGUCGCAGACCACGGCAGAAGCUACUGUUAAAGCAUUACAGAAACUAUUUGCAACAUUUGGCUUGCCCAGAGUGCUUGUUUCAAAUAAUGGAACGCAGUUUGUUUCUGGACAACUUAAGGCUUUUCUCAAGGAAAACAGUAUACUGCAUCAUCGUGCAGCACCGUAUUAUCCUGCUACUAAUGGUCAAGCAGAACGUUUUGUUCAAGCACUAAAGGGUUUUCUGAGAAGUCUGAAAGCAGAAGGAAAGAGGCCUGAACAUCAUUUGUCUGAGUUCUUUCUACAGUAUCGUAAUACACCUCAUCCAACCACGGGACAGCCUCAAGCAUGCCUUUAG
Pelobates fuscus (common spadefoot toad) is the source of this 1125-nucleotide messenger RNA. RefSeq lists its product as uncharacterized. Gene Ontology annotation, molecular function: nucleic acid binding. Gene Ontology annotation, biological process: DNA integration. The record is from RefSeq and is a predicted model, not a curated record. Lineage: Eukaryota; Metazoa; Chordata; Amphibia; Anura; Pelobatidae.